Pectinophora gossypiella (pink bollworm) is the source of this 3598-nucleotide messenger RNA. Its product is annotated as nuclear speckle splicing regulatory protein 1. The coding region runs from base 306 to 2282 and encodes 658 amino acids. NCBI's taxonomy places the organism in Eukaryota, Metazoa, Arthropoda, Insecta, Lepidoptera, Gelechiidae. The transcript is spliced from 7 exons. The record is from RefSeq and is a predicted model, not a curated record.
CGCGAACCGUCGUCCGAGACGCAUGUCCGUCCCGCUCGCUCCAAAAAACAUUUGAAAGUAAUCUCUUCUAAUUGGUGCUAACUGUGAUACCCAAACGUUUUCAUUUAAAUGCGAUAUCAGCGACUUGAAAGAACGAAUUAAAAGCUUACAAGGACAGUGCAUGAAAGUUGGAAGUCUAGUGUUUUUUUGUAACAAAAUUGUUGAAUUCCGGAUUGUGGCGUGUGACCUAACGGAUACAAUAGAUCACACCCGUAUAGAGUUGAACACUAAUUGUAGGAACCCAACAAUGACAUAGAGCCCACGAGAUGGCGCUACGUUUGAAGAAAGACAUAAAGAAGGCGUCGUACUACGUUUGGUUCCUGGGUGCGCAGGAGUCACGUGGGCUGCGCGGCGAGGAGUUUGCUCUGCCUGCUAUUAGGAUAUUGGAGGAGAGAGCGCGGGACUUAGAGCCGUUCAAAGUUACCUUGCAGGUCUCCCACAAAGGCCUGAAGAUCAUCCAGAAUGUGACAGCGAAAGGCAAACAGCAGACGAUCAAGCACUUCAUACCUCACGGCAGCAUCACCAGCGCGGUUGUCCAAAGCGAUGUCGUGGCCUGUGUGUUGCUCCUUUACAACCCACUCACUGGGUGCCCCGUCCACGUCCACGCUUAUAGAUGCGAUUCGGACCACACAGCAGAAAUGCUCUACACACACCUCCAAGCGCUCAUAGAGAGACCUGAAAACCAGAAGAAAUUCGCCGAUAUCGAGAGGAAACUUCAGAUGAGGGGUGCUCUUCCAAGCACGAAGAAGCCCCCAGACUCUUCUUUGGGAAGUGAAGUCUCCAGGGAGUCAGACUCAGGAAGUAAUGAGGAGAGAUGCGUCGCCAAUCUAUACGACAGUCUGGCUGCUGAAUUGAAACAAAAGUUGUCAACAGGUAAAAAGGGGAUAGGCAAGAGUCCUAUCUUACUUCCACCGAGGGACUACGAUACGGUGCACAGGCAGAAGGGGAACCUCUCCAACAUUGACACCAGGAGGUGUCUGAACCAGAACAUUGUUGGUGUGAACGCUAGGAGGAAGUUGGAGUCUUCUGGUGGAAGCUCAGGGAUUGGCAGUGAUUUGGCCCCCUCCCCGGAGAGGAACGAGUACACCAGGCAACAUGAUAACCAUAGCACUAGUGAGGAGGAUUGGGCAGAGAGCACGGCGUACAUGAUGCACGAGGCGUUUGAAGCGUCCCCCCCGCGUCGCGCAACAUCUCCCCGCCGAGCAGCGUCCCCACGCCGAGCCGCUUCCCCCCCGCGCCGCACCUCACCGCCCCGCCGCGCCUUGUCCCCCCGCUACGACCGCUCCUACGACGACUUCCCCGAACAGUUCCGAGACCAACUCGCCCCCUUCAGAGACCAGGCCGGCUACGACAGGCGGUAUCGCCACGAGUCCUUAGAACGCCUCAAAGAUCCUAAACCUGAAAAGUUCGAGGAACCCCAAAACUACAGGAGGCGUUACGUGGCUGACACCAAACCUUCCAACCGAAGCAUAGACAGAGUCGAAGACCGAAGGUUCGGCAAACUUCAGCGGGGAGCCAGUGAAGGCAGCCUGAAAAUCGCCGAAAUAGCUUCUCCAAAAGACCGCUUCAAUGUCGCUAAAGAAAAAUUCAUGAAUUUGGAAAGGGAACGAUUCAAUAAAGAAUUGGAACAGCAUAUGGCGAUGAGGAGGAGUAUGCUGGAGAGAAAUAGUCGCUCCACUUCUUCCCCAGAGGAAGAGAGAAGGGACGAGCGAACGGACAGACACAGAGAGAGUUCCAGAAGAGAACCUGAACGUUCUCUUCUGGAGCGCUCUCAUAGGGAACCCGAGAGACGCAAGGAGGACCGUAUACGAGAUGAAUCGCUUCACAGAGACGUGAGAGAAGUGGAGAGGCUCCCACGAGUCGGACGCAAAAGGGACGACGUCAAGAGGUACGAAUAUGGUGCUGAGGAGUACCUGAACAGGAUUGAGCCGAAGCCUCAUAGGGAAGACUUUGACAGAUACAGAGAAAGAAGAGAGUUGGACCGUCGUAUAGACGAAGACGAGAUAAUUGAGCCUGUAAUAGAAGAUAGGAGGAGAGACUGGAGUGACAGGCAGAGAGGCUUCUCCCGUUCUCGCCUGUUGGAUGAUCAGCGCCAGUCUUACGUGGAAGGAGACAGAGAUAGGUACUACGAUAGGGAUUAUAGGGAUUUCCGUGACUUAGCAGAGAGACAACCGACGAAGUUCCGUCACAGCUACGCUGAGCCUAUACCUAGGGGACGUCUAGGGACUGUCAGACCUUACUAAAUGCCAUAAUAGAUUAGACUUCUGUAUAUAUUGGAUAUAUGAUGUAUUGAUGAAUGUGAAAAUGGAGUAAUAAAAUGUAAUUUUCUUUUUCUUCUACUAAAAUGACCGCACAAUUUAAUGUGCCGUAUGUUUGUUUCUAAAUUUUAACAUUUGAUUUUGUUGACGAAAUUUUAAAUAGUUUAAUCAAGGAUAUGAUAGGAAACAGUUAAAGAAACAUUUUUUCAAUUAUUGGGGCAAUUACUUGUAAUUCAUAAAACGUGUAUUUGUAGUUCUAAGUAGUUUAGUCAGAUACAAUUACGUGCGUACCAGCAAGUAACACUUCUUAAAUACUCAUAUGAACUGUUAAAUAUCACAGAAAAUGUAAAUAUAAAUUAUAUUAAACACGGUACCUAAUACAUAGAAUAGUUACUGACAUCAUGUUAUUGUUAUUUCUCGAAUUACACAAAUCUGUUGACGAUGCUUUGGUUGAAGAUCGGUUGUUUAGAAGAGGUGUCAAAUUUGUCGUCUUGUGUACAAAAGGUUGUAUUGACAUCGAGAUCAUUUAGACAUAUAUAGUUAUUAUAUACAUUUGUUGUAUUGUAAUAUAUAUUUUAGCUGGUACCGGGUGUAGAUAAAUAUUCCUUUGUUUCUAUUAUGUCAAUUUAUCUAAGGUCUUUCUUGCACAAUAUUUGCUAUUUUUAUAACAACAUUUUUAUUUAAGUACACACCAUCUAAUUUUAUUUUAACUUAUACCUGUCAUUUUCUUAUCCGCCUAAAACGAAAGGGACGGAUAAUCGAUAAGCAUAAAUUUUAUGGUACACUCGUCAAUUUUAGGCAGAAAUUUAAACAACCCUCUUAAAAAAAUAUAUUAGCCAAUAACAUGACAGAAUUAAGUUCACAGCACAAGUUUGACGGAUUGCACAUCAGCGAGAUGCCUAUUUUAUUCGCCCGGGUUAUUCAUUUUAAAAUUAACAGUUGUCAAUCAUCCGUCCCUUUCCUUUUCGGCGAAUAUGAAAAUGUCAGGUAUAACUUAAAAUAAAAUUAGGAGGUGUCUGCAGCAAUCGGGGCCAUUAGCUUAUUAUGAUUUUGUUAUUGAAUUCUUUAGAUUCCAUAUAAUGCAGUUUUUCACAAGAUGAACAGGGCAAGAAAAAAACAUUGAAUGGUGCUCCAAAAGGAUUUUUUUAAAUAUAAUGACAAAUGUUUAUCUACACCCAAUACCUUGGAGUAGGUAGAGUAUGGGGACCAGUGAAUUUACGACUAAGUUAUUCAAAGUCCAACGAAUGCGAUACGACGAUGUAUUUUAUGUUUGUAAAAUAUUAAUAAAUGAUAUACAUAUU